CCAGCAGCGUGUCUGUGGAAAUAGAAAGAGCUGGAUGUAAUGUGACACUGGAGCUGAGAGAUCAUGAGAGAACACAACAUACUUCAACAGCGCGGCGGAUAUUAUCACUCCUCCUCCGGCGGGAUUUAACCGGUCAGAUGAGCAACUGAUGGAUUAGUGACGUUUUACUGUUCGGUCCUCAGGACGCAGAACAUACACAGGGUCUGAGCGUUGGAUGGCCGGGCAGUAGGGUCAGAGACGGUCCGGUCCGGCAGGAUGAAUUCUCUCCCGUCCAUGGACAGACACAUCCAGCAAACCAACGACCGGCUCCACUGCAUCAAACAGCACCUGCAAAAUCCAGCCAAUUUCCAGACGGCGGCGACCGAACUGUUGGACUGGUGUGGAGAUCCACGAGCGUUCCAGCGGCCCUUUGAGCAAAGCCUGAUGGGAUGCCUAACGGUGGUGAGUCGUGUGGCCGGUCAGCAGGGUUAUGACAUGGAUCUGGGGUAUCGUCUGCUGGCUGUUUGUGCUGCAAACAGAGACAAAUUCACCCCCAAAUCAGCAGCGUUGCUGUCCUCAUGGUGUGAGGAUCUGGGUCGACUUUUGCUGCUGCGUCAUCAGAAAAGCAGACAACCCGAUCCAUCUGUGGGCAAGAACCCGAUGCAGGCCAACAUCAACAGCAUGAAACCAGCGCUGUCACAUGGUGAUGCAUCAUUUCAGUAUGACUCCGUCUCCUGGCAACAAAACACCAAUCAGCCGCCGGGCUCGGUUUCCGUGGUGACCACUGUAUGGGGUGUCACCAAUACAUCACAGAGUCAGGUGUUGGGGAACCCCAUGGCGAACCCAAACAGCCACAUGAACCCUAUGACGGGAGGUAAUGGAGGGAUGAACCCGGCACAGUUUACUGGACAACAGCAGUUUCCUGCCAAGGCCAAUCCGAAUCAGGCCUACAUGCAGCCGGGGAUGUACGGGAGAUCCAGUUACCCUGGAGGAGGAGGAGAGGAGGAGGAGGAGGAUUCGGGAACAGGUUCUUACGGGGGCGGUCCUAACCACGCAGGUGGGAUGGGCCUGCCUGCACAGACACGCCCCCCUUCAGACUUCAGCCAACCAGCAGCUGCUGCCGCCGCCGCCGCUGUGGCCGCCGCCGCCGCUACGGCGACCGCUACCGCCACGGCAACAGUUGCCGCGCUGCAGGAGACGCAACACAAGGACAUGAACCAGUACGGCCCGAUGUGUUCCUCCUUUCAAAUGGGACCAAACCAGGCUUACAGCACUCCGUUUGUGAACCAGCCCGGCCCCCGGGGGCCCCCCGCUCACCCUGGGGCCAUGAACAUGGGGCAGCCGCGGGGCCAGAUGGGGCCGUACGGGGGUCAGAGGACGCCCCAGCAGGGCUAUGGGCCACGGCCGGUGCAGGGGGUGAAGAGAGCCUAUCCUGCAGAGGGGAGCUACGGGCAGCAGUUUGGACCAAACGGGCAGUUUUCGUCUCAGCAGGGUCAGUAUCCGAAUGCUGCCCCCAGCAGAGGCGUCUCUUCACCGCAUUACCCCGCUCAGAGGAUGCCCACUCAGUACCAGACCCCCGGCAGCAUGGGACAGUUCUACAAGGAACCCAGCAAUAACUUCAACACAGGAAACUUUCAUUAUAACGGGCCUCCCCGGCCGAUGGGCGGUUACCCUCACUCUCCAUUACCAGGCGACCCCACGCCUCCCGUGACCCCAGGAAGUAAUAUGCCACCAUAUCUAUCGCCGAACCAGGACAUGAAGCCCCCGUUUCCUCCUGAUAUCAAACCCAACAUUAAUGCACUGCCGCCUCCUCCAGGUAACCCUACCGAGGAUCUCCGUCUGACGUUCCCGGUUCGGGACGGUGUGGUUCUGGAGCCGUUCAGACUGGAACAUAACCUGGCUGUCAGUAAUCAUAUCUUCCACCUGCGGCCCACUGUCCACCAGACACUCAUGUGGAGGUCUGAUCUGGAGCUUCAGUUCAAGUGUUAUCAUCACGAGGACAGGCAGAUGUACACGAACUGGCCGGCUUCGGUGCAGGUCAGCGUCAACGCCACGCCGCUCACCAUCGAACGGGGCGACAACAAGACUUCCCACAAACCCCUGCACCUGAAGCACGUGUGCCAGCCGGGCCGAAACACUAUCCAGAUCACAGUGACGGCCUGCUGCUGUUCGCACCUGUUUGUCCUUCAGCUGGUUCACCGGCCGUCCGUCCGAUCGGUGCUGCAGGGGUUACUGAGGAAGAGGCUCCUCACGGCCGAACACUGCAUCACUAAAGUGAAGAGGAACUUCAGCAGCGUGGCCGUGUCUGUCGCCGGCGCCGGUCUGAACGGUGAUGAUGGAGUGGAGCAGACGGCCAUCAGAAUCUCUCUGAAAUGUCCGAUCACCUUCCGACGCAUCCAGCUGCCGGCGAGGGGCCACGACUGCAAACACGUGCAGUGCUUUGACCUGGAGUCCUAUCUGGAGCUGAACUGUGAGCGGGGCACAUGGAGAUGUCCGGUGUGCAAUAAAGCGGCUCUGUUGGAGGGUCUGGAGGUGGAUCAGUACAUGUGGGGGAUCCUGAACGCUCUUCAGAACUCAGAGUUCGAGGAGGUCACGAUAGACCCGUCCUGCAGCUGGAGGCCGGUGCUGAUCAAAUCAGAGCCGCACAUAAAGGAAGAUCCGGACGGGCUCAUGUCCAAGCGCUUCAAAACCACCAGUCCCAGUCAGAUGGUGCUGCCCAACGUGAUGGAGAUGAUCGCUCAGCUCGGCCCGGGAGCGUCGCCGUACCCGCCGCAGAACAACAUUAACACCAUCCAGUACAUCAGCCCAGGCAACCGUUUCCAGGGCCACAGUAAGUUUGGUGACUAUCCCCAUGGCAACGCAUCAUCAUCAUCAUCAUCAGCGAAUGAGUUCGUUCAGGGGCCGCACCUGUCUCACCCCCCCACUGACCUCUCGACCUCUGACAGCCUGACACACACACUGCAGGACCCUACGCCUCAAUCCCACAAUCCUCUGCAGCACAGUGUACAGCCGUUACAUCACAGCGGCCCGCCCCACGCCUGCAGGCCGCCGCCCAGCCAGCUCAGCUCCGCCCCUGGCAGCCACAUGCACCCAGAGAUGACCUUUAACCCCUCGGCCAGCCUGGAGGGUCAGUGUGGAGGUCAGAGCGGCGCAGACAUGCGCGAGGCCUCCUUAGAUCUGCUGCCGGAUCUGAUGAAUCCAGACGAUCUUCUGUCGUACCUGGAUCCUCCAGACCUUCCCAGCAGCAGCAACGACGACCUCCUGUCUCUGUUUGAGAACAACUGAGGCGUCCGACCCCUCGGCUAGCAGCGAAAUGCACUUAGUGUCACUUCCUCUUCCCGCAAAGACCACAGAUUUCAAAACCAGCGCCGACAGACGGGCGGAUGCCGUCAGGAACCACUAUCUCUGCAUCCUUAUUAACAACGGAAAGCGUUUCGGUGUUUUUAAAACCUUUGUCGGCAAGUGACUGCGAGAAAUGAACUCUUUUUUUAGUCAACGCGUGCUAGCGUUUUUCUACUCGCUUCGAUUUUGAUACGAAGACCCAGGCAAGCAUCCGUCCGCCGCCAUCAUGCCGUGUUUCUGUCUAAUAAGCCGUUUUGUUUCUUCGUGGCCCUUCUCGCACGUUUGAUCGAAGCACAGCUCUUACCCGAAACAAAUCACGUCGUUUGGAAACUUAAAGGGAACUAGUUCACUUCUCUUCAUCAUGCAGUCGUAUUAUUUUUGAGACGCUCGUGUAAAUAUUUGUGAAUACAUCGGUUUCUUCGUGUGUGAAACACAUGGGCUGCGUUCAGAAUGCACACUAUUUUAUAUAUUUGCAUUGAAAUAUACAUGUUUGCAUUAGCGCCCAGAAGUUUUUUUAAUGUUUUUGAAAGAAGUUUCUCUUCUGCUCACCAAGUAAGCCUCUUUCUGUCGCGCGAGAAGUCGUGAAUUAUUAAAUCAGAAUUAUGAGAUAAACGCUGAAGUGACGAAAAGUCUGAAAUAUGUCAAUUGUGAGAUAAGAAAUUACGACCUGGCUCAUACAAAACAUCUAUAUCAUCUCAUAAUUUUUAACUAAAGUCAUAAUUAUACGAUUUAAAAAAGUGGGAAUUAUGACGGUCAUAAUUAUGAGAUAAAAAGUCAAAAUUAUUAUAUAUAUUAUAAAUUAUAUAUAUGUCUCAGUUAUGAGAUAAUAAAAAAUUAUGAGUCUUAAAAAGUCAAAAUGAUCUCUGACUCAAAUCAUAAUUAUGAGAUAAAUCUAAAUUAUGACAUGCUUAAGUUAAAACUAUGAGAUAAUUCGUUAAUGAGAUAAAAAAGUAAAAAACGAUCAUUAUUAUAAGAUAAAUAGUUGUAAUUGUGACGCACUAAAUUGAAAAUAUGGCAUUAGUAAAGACUAUGAGAUCAAAAUCCAAAGUUAUGGCAUACUACAUUGAAAUUAUGACACGGUUAUAGUCAUGAGGUAAACUGAAACUGACAGGAUUGAGAUUGAGCUGGAAAUAUAAACUAUACAAUUACUGCUGUCAUAACUAUGACAUAAAAGUAAAAAAAUGACAAAAAUGUUGAAAUUUAAAAAGAAAAAGUGAGGUUUUAAAAAAAAGUAUUAUAAUGUGGACUUUUUAAGCUAAUGUUGAUGUCCUCGUUUUGAUGGAGUAUGUCGUAAUUACAACUUUUAAUCUGAAAAUGACGUUAAUGAGUGGAAACACACUACAUCCAUAUAGAAAUGAUGAUUGUGAGCGCAGCCUGUGUUUAUUUCAGACGGAGCGAGACGGAAAUGCUACGAGACACACUUCCACUUAAGAAAGCAGUACUGUGUAAAGAGGUCGGAGGAGGAUAUUUUACUGAUAUACAGACUUUGGUGUUAAUAUGAGAAAUAUUGUUAAUAUGUAUAAGUAAAUACGACAGCCUUAUGUGAAAUAAAUCUAUACAGGUUUGUUUAUUUGUAGAAAGGGCAGCUGUAUGUAAAAGCUAACGGCCAUCUGAAUCGUUUUUUUAAUAUUAUUUUUUGUUUUGGUAAGUUAUUUUUUAUCGUUCUUAUACUUUAACACUUGCUCCGACGAUUACAUCGCGUGGAGAAAAAUGUUAAACGCAGACAAAGAAUUUCUUGAAUAUGUGACUCGAGUCUUCCCUUUUUUUAUCAAAGGUGCGGAUGAUUUUAAUAUCUGAUUCUGAAUGACUGAGGUCCUGAAAGCUCAAAGGUCUCGCUCGCGCUGGAAAUGAUUAUGUCACGUCAUUUUCACACGGUGUGAAGCAGAAAUAAAGCAUUGGAUUGUGAUUCUUUGGUCCAUGCACUCGUACAAACCUCAACAAACUCCAUGCCCUUCUGAUAUUUAGUGUGUUAUUAAGCCGAAUUAUUGAUUAAAUGAGUUCAUAAACUGCU
Molecule: messenger RNA, 5332 nt
Organism: Puntigrus tetrazona (Sumatra barb)
Lineage: Eukaryota; Metazoa; Chordata; Actinopteri; Cypriniformes; Cyprinidae
Product: zinc finger MIZ domain-containing protein 1-like
Exons: 23
Coding region: 256-3264 (1002 amino acids)
Biological process (GO): regulation of transcription by RNA polymerase II; protein sumoylation
Molecular function (GO): zinc ion binding; SUMO ligase activity
Source: RefSeq, a predicted model, not a curated record